Messenger RNA from Periophthalmus magnuspinnatus, 381 nucleotides. Its product is annotated as putative small proline-rich protein 5. NCBI's taxonomy places the organism in Eukaryota, Metazoa, Chordata, Actinopteri, Gobiiformes, Gobiidae. The transcript has a single exon. The record is from RefSeq and is a predicted model, not a curated record. Bases 1 to 381 code for a protein of 126 amino acids.
AUGGAACCUGCAGAGGAGUGUGCGGAACCUUCAGAGGAGUGUGUGGAACCUGUAGAGGAGCGUGCGGAGCUGUCAAAGGAGUGUGUGGAACCUGCAGAGAAGUGUGCGGAGCCUGCAGAGGAGUGUAGGGAACCUGCAGAUAAGUAUGUAGAGCCUGCAGAGGAGUGUGUGGAACCUGCAGAGGAGCGUGUGGAACCUGUAGAGGAGCGUGUGGAGCCUGCAGAAGAGUGCAUAGAGCCUGGAGAGAAGUGUGUGGAACCUGCAGAGGAAUGUGUGGAACCUGUAGAGUGUGUGGAGCCUGCAAAGGAGUCUGUGGAGCCUGCAGAGGAGUGUGUGGGAUGGGCCUUCUCCUCUCUACCUCUUUGUGAGUCACUACAUUGA